GCCUCAUGAUCUGUGCCGACAAUACUGACAUCGUAUAGGCGGAUCGCAAAGACUUGCCCUCAGUAUUCAGGAUAAUGAUCAUGUAUAAAGAUGCUAGGCAAGUCUCUUCGAGAUGUGCUUCUUUUCUGUACUCAUCAUCAUCCUCUCAAAUCUUGCAGCAAGCAAAGAUCACCAAUCUACGAACAUCAGACUCAACUCUCGAGUUAGCCCCUUCGUGACGUUCAAGAUCCACAAGCCCCUCAAAGGCACUUCAACAGAACAUACCUUUUAAACUACUAAAUACUUAUCACCAGCAAUGGCUCCCCUCGUCUGGCUCGUCACCGGCUCCACGUCGGGCAUCGGACUGGCGCUCAUCUCGGAGAUCACAGCCCGUGGUGAUAAUGUCAUCGCCGCUGGCCGCAAGGUCGAGCAGCGCCUCAGCCACCUCAAAUCUGACAAUGUGGCCCUCCUCGAGCUCGACAUCACGGCCGACCAGGCCGACAUCUCGGACGCCCUCGCAGCGGCCUGGACCAUCUUUGGCGGCGUCGAUGUCCUGGUCAACAACGCGGGCAUGUCGGCCCUGAAGCCGGCCGAGGAGGCCACGGCCGCCUUUGUCGACAACAUGUUCCAAGUCAACCUGUUUGGCCACAUGCGCGUCGUCCAGGCGGCCCUCCCACUGUUCCGCGCCCGCAGCCCCGGCGAGUUUUCCGGGGAGACGGGACGCAUCGCCUUCACGUCAUCCAGCAUUCUGUGGGCCCCCCUGCCUUUCAUGUCGCACUACGCCGCCUCCAAGGCGGGGCUGAGCGCAUACGUAGAGGCGCUGCACAAGGAAGUGCGGCCCCUGGGGAUCCGCUGCGUCGCCAUCGAGUGCGGCGGCUUCCCCACCAGCCUGGGCCAGCCGCGCGAGGGAGGGGCAGGGGAGUCGUUUGGUGCCAGCGGGCCGGCCAUCGAGGCCUACGGCCCGCUGUUCGGCACGCUCAUGUCCAAGUUUGCCACGAACCCCAUGGCUCACAUGCCGGGGGACGUGGGCAAGGCGGCCGCCCGCAUCGUCGACAUGCUCAGACGCGAGGGCUUAGCGGCAGGCAAGCCUUGGGCGGUGCGCGUGGCGCUCGGAUCUGACGGCAUGGGGUCGGCCAAGCAGCGCUGCGAGCAGCAGCUGAAGCUCGUCGAGGGCUGGAGAGACCUGAGCUUGAGCACCGACCGGGAAGAUGGGAAUGGAGAGUCGGUGGCUCUCAAAGAGAUGUUUGAGUUCAACAACCUGUUGGAGGAGGACUAGCACUUACAUGCUGCGGCCUGCGCAAUGAUUGCGCCAGCGGGUCUUGAAAGAGGUACAGAUCUUAUAACAGACUUUGUGAUUUACUGAUUUUGGGUGUGCGCGGAAAUAUACCCAUCCAGCCAG
Messenger RNA from Gaeumannomyces tritici R3-111a-1, 1378 nucleotides. RefSeq lists its product as hypothetical. The record is from RefSeq and is a predicted model, not a curated record. Lineage: Eukaryota; Fungi; Ascomycota; Sordariomycetes; Magnaporthales; Magnaporthaceae. Bases 296 to 1255 code for a protein of 319 amino acids. Gene Ontology annotation, molecular function: oxidoreductase activity. The transcript has a single exon.